GCUGGCCCGAGACUUUCCGACCGUGUACCAUACAUUCUCCGCUCCAAACAAGGCGGGCAGUGUUCACCUUGUUUUUAAACUUCACUGUUCUGUGAGAGCAGGAAUAGUGUUUUUAAUUGUGGAUGAAUUCAGGUCGUUAUGUCUGACACAUGGAGCAACAUUCAGGCGCACAAGAAGCAGCUGGACUCUCUGCGGGAGAGACUGCAGCGGCGGAGGAAAGACCAGCUCACCUCAGACGUUGGAGGCAGCAGCAGCACGGAAAGCUCGGCAGCCCGGAGUGACAGCCCGGCUCCGUCUGCACCUUUACUCCCUCAAGAAGAGACGGAGAAACCACCAGACCCCGAGCUAGAGAAGAGGCUGCUGGGUUACCUGUCUGAUCUGAGUCUUCCUAUGCCAACAGACUCCCUUGCUAUAACAAAUGAUCUCAGUACUGAAGCGCCUGUUAGUCACGGAUGCAUCCAGAGUCUGCUGCUCAAGUUUUCUGCUCAGGAGCUCAUCGAGGUCAGGCAGUCCAGCUCUUCCUCUUCAUCUACUUCCUCCUCCUCCUCCUCAGUGGUUGUAUCAGUGGACCACACGAAGCUGUGGGCCAUGAUCGGGUCCGGGGCCGGAGCCCAACGAGCCGGCGUCAAGAGAAAAGCAGAGGAUCAAACCCAACACAAAAGAUCGCCGGGCUUCUCGCCUUCGCUCAAGAGCUCCGCUUCUUCUCCUCCGCACGCCUCCUUCUCCUCUCUGACGCCGGCCUCCUCCUCCUCGCAGCUGGCGGGGACUUCAGCGUCCGGGAGCGGGGCUGAGAAGAAGGGUAGGAGCAGUAAGAGCCAGUCGUCACAUAUGGACAUGGAGAUCGAGAGCCUGCUGAACCAACAGUCCACUAAAGAGCAGCAAAGCAAGAAGGUGAGCAGAGAGAUUCUGGAGCUGCUCAAUGCCAGCACAGCCAAGGAGCAGUCCAUCGUAGAGAAGUUCCGAUCACGCGGUCGGGCUCAGGUCCAGGAGUUCUGCGACCAUGGGACCAAAGAGGAGUGUGUGCGCUCUGGGGACACGCCUCAGCCGUGCACUAAGCUGCACUUCCGUCGGAUCAUCAACAAGCACACGGACGAGAGCCUCGGCGACUGCUCCUUCCUUAACACCUGCUUCCACAUGGACACCUGUAAAUACGUCCACUAUGAGAUCGACAGCCCUCCAGAUGCCGAGGGGAGUCUGCUGGGGCCCCAGGCCGGAGCCACCGAGCUCGCCCUGUGUGCAGGAGACGCAGACAGCAAUGUGGGAAAACUGUUCCCCUCGCAGUGGAUAUGCUGCGAUAUCCGCUACCUGGAUGUGUCCAUCCUGGGAAAGUUUGCCGUGGUGAUGGCUGACCCUCCAUGGGACAUCCACAUGGAGCUCCCCUACGGUACACUGACAGACGAUGAGAUGAGAAAACUCAACAUCCCAAUCCUGCAAGAUGACGGCUUCCUCUUCCUCUGGGUCACUGGCAGGGCUAUGGAGCUGGGCAGAGAGUGUCUCAGUCUUUGGGGCUAUGAGCGCGUUGAUGAAAUUAUCUGGGUGAAAACAAACCAGCUUCAGAGAAUCAUCCGCACAGGAAGGACGGGACAUUGGCUGAACCACGGGAAGGAGCACUGCCUGGUGGGUGUGAAGGGAAAUCCUCAAGGCUUCAACAGAGGGUUGGACUGCGAUGUCAUCGUAGCAGAGGUCCGCUCCACCAGUCACAAACCAGAUGAGAUCUACGGCAUGAUAGAGAGACUCUCCCCCGGCACCAGGAAGAUUGAGCUUUUUGGUCGACCCCACAACGUCCAGCCGAACUGGGUCACGCUUGGAAACCAGCUCGACGGCAUCCAUCUCCUGGAUCCCGACGUCGUGGCUCGGUUUAAGGAGCAGUAUCCAGACGGCGUCAUCUCCAAACCCAAAAACAUGCAGUGAUGACUUUAUCAGUGGUCACAGGUUUGGAGACGUUUGUCCAGAGACUGUUUUUUCUUCUUUUUUUUUUUUAUACCAGGUGAACUAAAUUUUCUUAAAUAAAUCUCAUUUACAAGAUAAACAACA
This is a messenger RNA of Labrus mixtus (cuckoo wrasse), 2034 nucleotides long. RefSeq names its product methyltransferase like 3 (gene mettl3). NCBI's taxonomy places the organism in Eukaryota, Metazoa, Chordata, Actinopteri, Labriformes, Labridae. Gene Ontology annotation, cellular component: RNA N6-methyladenosine methyltransferase complex; nucleus. Gene Ontology annotation, molecular function: mRNA (2'-O-methyladenosine-N6-)-methyltransferase activity; mRNA m(6)A methyltransferase activity. Bases 139 to 1911 code for a protein of 590 amino acids. The record is from RefSeq and is a predicted model, not a curated record. The transcript has 11 exons.